AUGGAUAGAUCUAAAUAUCCAACGGUAGAAGCUCUUGGUGUUGAUGUGACAAAUGCUGGUAAGAAAGUGAUAGUAGGGGGGUGGCUUCAUGAUGAAGAAGUUUCUAUUUCUUUACCUAAUAUCUUUAACCCUGAAUAUGAUUUGGUUUUAGGAAGCACGUGGCUAACGAGGUUGGGAAAUAGGAUUGAUGGAUGUAAUAGGAGAUAUUGGGAAUAUAAUGAGAAAAAAAAGAUAUAUUAUGCAAGAAAUAGUAUUGAUAUUCUGUCUCCUUCAUUAUAUACAUUCUACGAAUUAUUAUUUCCUAAAUUUUUUGCAAUUAAUUCAGAUGGGGAAUUCCUCAAGAAAAUAGAUGGUAAAAUUAGCAGAAAAUUAACACUCGAAGAAAAAGAUAGCAAAUUUAUCAGAGAAAAAGCCACAGCUCCACUUGGAUUGGCUGUAAUCCUACUUAUAUUUACAUCUAAUAUAAAAGAUAAUAUCCAUCUUAAUAAUAAAAAAUCUAUUAUGAUUCUAACUGAAGUACUGGUUGAUAGAUAUAACUCUACAUUACCUAAUUAUAUAUUGCUUAGUAAUAAUUGGUUCUAUGGACGCAAAUAUGAUGAUGAUGAGCUCCAGACUUAUAUACCAGAAAUAAGAGUAAUAGUAUCUGUUAAUAAAAGAGAUAUUCAUGAUUUUUACAAAAUACUUCCUGAGAAAUCGAAAGAUUCGAGCACUUCCAAUUUAGAUACUUCUUCCAAUUCAGAUACUUCAAAUAGUGAUUCAAGUAAUUCUUCCAUAUCUAGUUCGGAAAUAGAAGCUACACAUGCGCAUAAGACUAGAGCAGUAAAGAAAUGCCCUAUUCGAAAGCGUAAAGUAAAAGGCAAAGCUUAUUGCAAAGCAAUAAUGAGCCUCAGUGGAGCGAUGUCAUGUAUUUUAUUUCAAAGAAAUAGCUCUUCGAGCCUAAAUCCACGAAUUGGAGAUCAAAUUUCACCUUUGAUGGGUGAAACAUUUGUCCUAUCUUCACCACCUAUACGGAUACUACCUAUACGGAUGGAAGAGAUCGAGAAUACAGCAACCCAACAAGUCAAAAGUAAUUUGAGGCUUUCUUCGGUUCUCUCUCCAACUUCAAGGCCUCUUGAAACUACUCAUAUACUUAAUCUGCAAACAUAUCAUCCAUUACAAUUCAGUAAAAAACGUUCUAAUGAAGGUAUGGAUGUCAACUCAUCUUCACCUAAGAAGAAGGCAAAGAAAGCAGUUAGAAGAGAAGAUUCGCCUAUUUUGAAAAAGCUUAUUAAGAAAUUGUCUGCUCCAAUUCCACAGCAAAGUUCUUCUGGUAGUAUUAUUUCUCUACAGACAUUCCCUGAUAUAGAUAUUAGCUCGGUUAAUUUUCGUGAACUAGAUAAUAAAAUCAUCAAUGCCGAAGAUGGUAAUAAAAAAACUAUUCUAGAAGUGAUUCAUGCAUAUUAUUAUUUUGGGAAAGGUGAGGAUAUGUUCAAUUCUCUAGUUAAUAAUAAAAUUCGAGAGCACUUUUCAGACCAGGACAAAGUUUCAGAGGCUAAUCUUAGAAAAAGGAAGGAAAGGGUAAUAAAAAUCUUUAAACUCUUUGAUAGGGUUGGAGGGGAAGGAAAGAUAUAUUGUAUUAAGUCUUUUUCUGCGUCAACUAUUUUGAGACUAGGCAUGGAUGAUAUUGAUUAUGUAAAAGCUAAAGUUUUAAAAGCAAGCCAAUAA
This is a messenger RNA of Scutellospora calospora, 1704 nucleotides long. Lineage: Eukaryota; Fungi; Glomeromycota; Glomeromycetes; Diversisporales; Gigasporaceae. The record is from the annotation of a GenBank genome assembly.